Vitis vinifera (wine grape) is the source of this 823-nucleotide messenger RNA. RefSeq names its product dirigent protein 22. The record is from RefSeq and is a predicted model, not a curated record. The transcript has 2 exons. The coding region runs from base 94 to 675 and encodes 193 amino acids. Lineage: Eukaryota; Viridiplantae; Streptophyta; Magnoliopsida; Vitales; Vitaceae.
UAGGUGUUCUGAGCAAAUGUAGAUAACUCAGGUUUUGUGAGCAAAGGCAUAUCAUAACUCAAGUUUUGUGAGCAAAGGGUGUGCACUGUAGCCAUGGCUAAAGCUCUCCUCGUUUCACCUUCCUACUUCAUCUUCUUCAUCUUCCUCAUUUUCUCUUCUGCCACAGUUUCAAUUUUCGGAGAAGAAUACAGCUAUGUCAAAAGUAUCAAUCCUAAGAAAAUGAAUAUGUUGAAGGAAAAGGUAACACACUUUCAACUUUAUUGGCAAGAUGUUGUUAGUGGGUCUAAUGCAACAUCGGUUACAGUGCUUGAAGAAGUGAAUAACUCGUCAACAUUGUUUGGUUCGGUUAGUAUAAUUGAUAACUCGUUAACCGUUGGGCCAAAUUUGAGCUCAAAAACGGUUGGAAAGUCCCAAGGGUUAUACGCAUCUACGGGACUAGAAGAAACUUCAUUAUUGAUGGUUAUGAAUUUUGCAUUCACUGAUGGCAAGUACAACGGUAGCACAUUCACCGUGGUAGGACGGAACAAUGUAAAUGCUAAGGUGAGGGAGAUGCCAAUAAUCGGUGGUAGUGGGCUUUUCCGAUUUGCUAGAGGCUAUGUUCUAGCAUCAACUUACUCAUUCAGCGACAACGGAGAUGGCACUAUUGAAUACAAUUGUUAUGUUAUACAUUAUUGAUAUUUUUUAUCUUUUUCUAGUUUUUUCAUGGAGCUUUGGUCCACAAUAUGAGAUUAUCUAGUUUUGUUUAAUUUGAAUAAAGGUGACUCUUCACCUAAUUUAAUGUAAGCAUAUUAUAAUAAAAUAAAAUGCUUAUUUGCGUGCUUAA